AUGAACCCUAGUCAACAACCAGCGUCGGCCGUGCAAGCGAUGCCCCCUCCCUCGAUCAUUCGUCGGGCCUCUCCCGCACGCCCUCCUGUGACCUCGGCCUACUUCGCGCCCGCUGGUGGCAACCUCGCUGCCGCGGCGGCGGGUGCCACGGGUGCUGCUGGUGCGCCCUCGUCGGGAUCGACGACACCUUUGGUCUCCCCACCGGCGUACCACUCGACGCCGUCUUCGAUCCUGCUCAACAAGUCCAAGCCGCUCGAAGCGCCUACGUCCGAGCUCUCGAUCGAAGCGGCGAUCGCUCGAGUGAACAGUCCAGAUGGCACCGCCAGCGACGUCUCGGCCGGCGCCUUCUCCGACUCGAACAACACCAUCACCUCCCCUUCCUCGGCUGUCAGCUCGCCCGGUCUCAAGCCGGUCGCGAAUGUCGGCGGUGCCGCUGGAUCGGUGUCGCCCUUGAUCAGUGACAGCCCGGGCGGCGCCGCUGGUGGGCCGAACCAUGCGCUCACCGACGUGCAGCAAGAGUACAACCGACGCAGUUCGAGCCCGCAUUGCCAUUUUGCUCCUUUGCCCAAGGUUGGAGAUCAAGACCGUCCGCUUGCACGAAGGAACUCGUCGGUGCAAGCCGCCAAUCGGGUCAAGCCCUUUGUCAGUAAGGAUGUGGCCACGCCUUCGUCGGGUGAGUUUUCGGGUGGAUUUUGCGUGGACAUCAGCAGUGGGGAUCGCGAUCAUAUACGGAGUGAAACGGCCUUCAUUUCGGUGAUCGCCAUCGAGAAGACUGGACCGUCGAGCCUGCGCGAGCUUCGCGUUGAGGGAUGAUUCCGUCCGUUCUUCUGGCGAGGGGGCUUGGCUCCGUCGCAGCCGAGCGAAUGUGAUCCUUCGGCGCCUUCUUCGCCUCGCAGUUCUGAUUCAGCCGCGAACUGGUGCCGAACGCGACUACUGACUACGAUGAUUACGGAAUUGAUACAUUCGCAGACACGCCUGACGAGCCUUUCCACCUCGAAAUGGGUGAACAACUCGGCUCAGCCCUGCGCAACCUCUCGCUGCAAGGGCGCAACUCGCCAGCACUUGGCCGUCGACGGGCGUCGCGCUCCUCAUCGGCACCCCGUUCCACCUCGCCCUCGCCCUCUCGUCGACCCGGUCUGAGUCGCGGCAGCACUUCACCCGCCAUGUCGAGACAGACGUCGAGUGACGCCAUCAACGUGCACUACAUCCAAGGCUCGAAAUUACCCGGCAGCGUCUCCCCCGUCAGUGGCGGUCCCAGCAUCUCAGCAUCGCGCGAUCGCAACGAAAGCGGAUCGCGAGAGCGCGAACGCGAGCGCCACGAGAGCGAACGUGAACGCGAGUUGCAGAUCGAGAUGGCCAGGAUCAAGGAGCGAGAAGCGUGGAAGGAGGAGAGGGAAGCCGCUGCCAAAGCGACAGGUGCCGCUUCGCCCGUAUCCGCGGGACCGGGGCCCACGACGCCGUUGAUGGAGCAGGGCGAGAGGCCUUUAGGCCUCAACUUGAAUCCGAGCAAGAGGCCGAUGUUCGUCGAACCCACGGCUGCGGCACGCGUCAAGCCUAUCCGAAAGAACUCGCACGAGGAGGUUGUCGAGAUUGAGCCGGGACAAGAGGCCAACGCUAACGAUGAGCUGGAAGAGGUCGCGGAGGAAGACGAAGAGGUGGCGGAAGACGACGACGAGGGAGCGCGUUCUGAUGAGAACGAUGACGAUGACGAUGACGAUGAUGACGAUGAAGACGACGAUGGUGGCGACGCCACAAAGGAGGAUGAGGAUGAGGACGAAGAAGAUGAGGAAGAGCACGAGACCGAGGUCCGAGCAACCGCAAGAGGUGCCGCCGUGGAGGUAAGUUCUUUGCAUAGGCCCCAAGCCAUUUUACCAAUCGUGCUGAUUGUCUAUUUUGCACGCCAUGAUAGGUCAUUCACUGGCAUCGGCCUGAGUCUCCCUCCCGCAAGGACGAGUGA
Microbotryum saponariae is the source of this 1957-nucleotide messenger RNA. Lineage: Eukaryota; Fungi; Basidiomycota; Microbotryomycetes; Microbotryales; Microbotryaceae. The record is from the annotation of a GenBank genome assembly.